UGGAGAUCGAGUGUUCUCCACCGGCCGGGUGGAUUAACUGGUGCUGACCAGGAAACCAGACCAAGCAGCGGUCUCUCUGUGUCAAAGUCCAAAGAGCCAUUGAGUGGAGGAGGAACUUUCGACCUGAAGCAUCAUGGGCAUCAUCUUCUCUCAGAUCUUCUCCAGGUUCACCUCCAGGACACCGGUCAGGAUUUUAAUGGUGGGUCUGGAUGCAGCAGGUAAAACCACUCUGCUCUACAGACUGAAGUUGGCCGAGGUCGUUACCACCAUCCCAACUAUUGGUUUUAAUGUGGAGACGGUGGAGUAUAAGAACGUCAGUUUUACAGUUUGGGAUGUUGGUGGUCAGACUGUCAUCAGACCUCUGUGGAGACACUACUACACUAACACACAGGGUUUGAUAUAUGUGGUCGACAGCAACGACCCCGAGAGGAUUAAAGAGGCUGCAGAUGAGCUGCAUAGGAUGUUGGAGGAGGAUGAGCUAAGAGGCGUGGCCCUGCUGGUUUUAGCCAACAAACAGGAUUUGCCCAGAGCCAUGUCCGUCAGUGACAUCACCGCGGCCCUGAGCCUAUCAGGGAUCUCCCAGCCGUGGGUCGUCCAGGCGUCCUGUGCCGUCAGUGGUGCAGGUCUGGUCCAGGGUCUGGACUGGCUCUCCACCCAGGUCCUCAGACAGUAGGAGCUGACGUGAAGCUGCAGAGUCCUCAAACGCACCAGGAUGUGAACUGAGGGGGAAACCAGGAGGAACACCACUGAUCCCAGUGGAAUGGACCUCUCACCUCUCACGUCCAGCUCAGUAGAAAGACAUUGGACCGCUGUGACCUCGUCCUCCUCAAAAUGAACAGUUUGAUCUGCACUCGUGUCCUUUUAACAUGAAUAUAACAACGAGGUGUCAGAUCAACAAGUUGAAACUGAAGAAUCCUAUUUAUUGACACCUUCCUGCUGCAGGUAAUUUGUUGUUGCACAAACAACUUCAUCAUCACAAACAAAUCGAACGUGGAAACUAUUGUUGUAGCUCUUGAUUCAUUACCCUGAUGUUUGGUUUCUUCAGCCCAGACGUUUCUAUGACUCGAUGGUAUAUUUAAAUUUUUUCCCACAUCAG
Messenger RNA from Platichthys flesus (European flounder), 1096 nucleotides. RefSeq lists its product as uncharacterized. Gene Ontology annotation, biological process: intracellular protein transport; vesicle-mediated transport. Lineage: Eukaryota; Metazoa; Chordata; Actinopteri; Pleuronectiformes; Pleuronectidae. Gene Ontology annotation, cellular component: cytoplasm; plasma membrane. The coding region runs from base 134 to 673 and encodes 179 amino acids. The transcript has 7 exons. The record is from RefSeq and is a predicted model, not a curated record. Gene Ontology annotation, molecular function: GTPase activity; GTP binding.